CGGGUCGCGCCCGCGAAGCGGAAAUGCACGGCCGCGGGUUCCGGCUGCGGCGUCGGCGGCACAGGCGGCGGAAUGGAGGAGGUGCCUCAUGACUGUCCCGGGGCCGACAGCGCUCAGGCGGGCCGAGGGGCCUCAUGUCAGGGAUGCCCCAACCAGCGGCUGUGUGCUUCUGGAGCGGGCGCCACCCCGGACCCGGCCAUAGAGGAAAUCAAAGAGAAAAUGAAGACCGUGAAACACAAGAUCUUGGUGUUGUCUGGGAAAGGUGGUGUCGGGAAAAGCACAUUCAGCGCCCACUUGGCCCAUGGCCUCGCGGAGGAUGAAAACACGCAGGUUGCUCUCCUAGACAUCGACAUAUGUGGGCCGUCAAUUCCCAAGAUAAUGGGAUUGGAAGGCGAACAGGUUCACCAGAGUGGCUCAGGCUGGUCCCCUGUGUACGUGGACGAAAACCUGGGCGUGAUGUCUGUAGGCUUCCUGCUCAGCAGCCCCGAUGACGCCGUUAUCUGGAGGGGACCGAAGAAAAACGGCAUGAUCAAGCAGUUCCUCCGCGACGUGGACUGGGGAGAGGUCGACUACCUCAUCGUGGACACCCCGCCCGGGACGUCGGACGAGCACCUGUCGGUCGUCCAGUACCUGACCGCGGCUCGCAUCGACGGAGCCGUGAUAAUCACCACGCCUCAGGAGGUAUCGCUGCAGGAUGUGCGGAAAGAAAUCAGCUUCUGCCGCAAGGUGAAGCUGCCCGUCAUCGGGGUGGUGGAGAACAUGAGCGGCUUCAUCUGUCCCAACUGCAAGAAAGAAUCUCAGAUAUUCCCUCCCACGACCGGCGGCGCGGCAGCCAUGUGCCAGGACCUGAAGUUGCCUCUCCUGGGCAGAGUGCCCCUGGACCCACACAUAGGGAAGAGCUGUGACCAAGGCCAGUCCUUUCUGGCUGAAGCCCCAGACUCACCGGCCACCGUUGCCUACAGAAGCAUAAUUCAGAGAAUCCAAGAGUUUUGUAACCUCCAUCAGUCGAAAGAAGAGAACCUCAUCAGUUCCUGAGACAAGAGGGUGCUGGGAGCCCCAGCAGUCCCUGAGCUGAGGAGCUGGCGGGUGGCAGCGCGCAGGCAGGCCUGGCCACCUCGGGGCAGGUAGGGGUCGCAGGCAGCGAGGGACCAGACGCUGGUGUGGUUUGAAGUCACUUUCUUAGAGACACUUUAAUCAUCUAGUGUUUGUACACUUUUCUUUAGAACAUAUGUAAAGGGCAUUUUUUUUACAAACGUGCCAUUGUAAAAAUAAAAACGCCUCCUCGAACCU
Molecule: messenger RNA, 1290 nt
Organism: Propithecus coquereli (Coquerel's sifaka)
Lineage: Eukaryota; Metazoa; Chordata; Mammalia; Primates; Indriidae
Gene: NUBP1
Product: nucleotide binding protein 1
Exons: 11
Coding region: 73-1035 (320 amino acids)
Biological process (GO): iron-sulfur cluster assembly
Cellular component (GO): cytosol
Molecular function (GO): ATP-dependent FeS chaperone activity; 4 iron, 4 sulfur cluster binding; ATP binding
Source: RefSeq, a predicted model, not a curated record